GUCCUGCCUCCUGUCUCCUGUCUCCUGUCUCCGGCCCCUCGUCCGGCUCUCCUACCUUGACCCCGGCUGCCAGAGUUCGGCCCGAAGCGGGGCCGCGCCGGGCGGGAUGGAGAAGAGGAGGAUGAACCUGCCCAAGGGACCGGAUACGCUGUGCUUCGACAAGGACGAGUUCAUGAAGGAUGACUUUGAUGUUGAUCAUUUUGUGUCUGACUGUAGGAAACGGGUCCAGUUGGAAGAACUUAGAGAUGAUCUAGAACUGUAUUACAAACUUCUUAAAACAGCCAUGGUAGAACUCAUUAAUAAGGAUUAUGCAGACUUUGUCAACCUUUCUACAAAUUUAGUUGGCAUGGACAAAGCCCUCAACCAGCUUUCUGUGCCUUUGGGACAGUUACGAGAAGAGGUUAUGAGCCUUAAGUCCACUGUCAGUGAGGGAAUUCGGGCAGUUGAUGAGCGAAUGUCUAAGCAAGAGGAUAUAAGAAGAAAAAAGAUGUGUGUGUUGAGACUUAUUCAAGUUAUUCGCUCAGUUGAGAAAAUUGAAAAAAUAUUAAAUUCCCAAAAUUCUAAGGAGACAUCUUCAUUAGAAGCAAGCAGCCCACUUUUGACUGGGCAGAUUUUAGAGAGAAUUGCCACAGAGUUUAACCAGUUACAAUUUCAUGCUGUUCAAAGCAAAGGAAUGCCUCUUUUGGAUAAAGUGAGACCACGUAUCGCUGGUAUUACAGCCAUGUUGCAACAGUCACUAGAAGGACUACUAUUAGAAGGUCUCCAGACUUCUAAUGUUGAUAUAAUACGUCAUUGCUUGAGGACUUAUGCAACAAUUGACAAGACACGAGAUGCAGAGGCAUUAGUUGGACAAGUACUAGUGAAGCCAUACAUUGAUGAGGUGAUUGUAGAACAGUUUGUUCAAUCUCAUCCAAAAGGCCUUCAAACAAUGUAUAAUAAGUUGUUGGAAUUUGUUCCUCACCAUUGCCGCCUUCUUAGAGAAGUCACAGGAGGAGCCAUCUCAAGUGAAAAGGGUAAUACUGUUCCUGGAUAUGAUUUUCUGGUGAAUUCUGUGUGGCCAGAAAUAGUGCAUGGUUUAGAAGAGAAACUACCUUCAUUAUUUAAUCCUGGGAAUCCAGAUUCGUUCCAUGAGAAGUACACCAUAAGUAUGGAUUUUGUCAGAAGAUUUGAGCGACAAUGUGGAUCACAGGCCAGUGUAAAAAGAUUAAGAUCACAUCCUGCCUACCACAGUUUCAAUAACAAGUGGAACUUACCUGUUUAUUUUCAAAUAAGAUUUAGAGAAAUAGCAGGAGCCUUAGAAGCAGCACUUAUAGAUGGGCUGGAAGAAGCUCCAGCUGGGAGCUCAUUUUGCCUUUUGGCCUCUCAUAUGGCAUGGGUCAGUCUUAUGAAGUGUUGGUCAGAUCAGAUGUUUUUACCAUUGCUAGCACACCGUCUGUGGAAACUCACUUUACAGAUUUUAGCACGGUACUCCAUGUUUGUUAACGAGUUAUUACUCAGGCCUCUCUCCAAUGAAAGUGCCAAGGAUAAUAAAAAAUCCUCCAUAACUAGUAACAAGGAGUCUUCCUCCAUUACCCAAGGAACCAAUGAGGACCAAGGAAAUGGUGUUUCUGAAACACAAGCAGUAGCUUUCAUUUCCAAUACGCAGCUUGUAUAUAUGGUUGCAGAUCUUGACAAACUUCAGGAACAACUUCCAGAACUCUUGGAAAUAAUCAAGCCCAAACUUGAAGUAAUUGGUUUCAAGAACUUUUCCUCUAUCUCAGCAGCCCUUGAGGAUUCUCAAAUCUCUUUAUCCUCCUGCAUGCCUUCCCUGAGUAACAGGAUCAUCCAAGACUUGAGUGAGUCCUGCUUCAGUUUUCUGAAAAGUGCCCUAGAAGUUCCUAGACUUUACCGAAGAACCAAUAAGGAGGCCCCGACCAAAGCUUCCCCUUACGUGGACAGUGCUCUGAAGCCAUUCUACCAGCUUCAGAGUGAGCACAAGGAGAAACUCAAGCAGUCAAUAGUUCAUCAGUGGUUAGAAGGUGCUCUUUCAGAAAGUACUCACAAGUAUUAUGAAACUGUAUCUGAUGUUCUGAGUUCUGUGAAGAAGAUGGAAGAGAGUUUGAAAAGACUAAAGCAAGCCAGAAAAACUGCCACACCCAACCCUGUUGGCAGUAAUGGCGGCAUGAGUGAUGACAACAAGAUCAGGCUGCAGCUGGCCUUGGAUGUUGAGUCCUUAGGAGAACAGAUGCAAAAGAUGGGCCUGCAAACAAGCAACAUAAAAAGCUUUACAGCUCUUAUAGAGCUUGUCGUAGCUGCCAAGGACCAGGCAAUGGCAGAACAGCCAUAAGCACUUUGGAAUACCCCUGAAAAGGGAAACAGAUUGUUGGGCCUCUCAGACCUGAAAGGUGGCACUGCUCUCUUACCAAUCCCUUUGGAGCAAUGAAGUGCUUCUGGAUGCUUCUCCAGCAACAAAUUGGUGCAUCUCCUGUCUACAUGGUUGGGGCUUAUUUCACAAGCAAAAAAAUCACACAAGUUUUUCUUCCAUUAUAUGGAAGACAGUGGGGGGUUUUUUGUUUAUUUGAAACUUUCUACUAUAGGUUACAAAGCAAAUUAUUUUUAUUGUAAAUCUUAGUGUGGAAGAACUGAUUUCUAAAAUAUGACUAAAGCAAAUAUAUCUAAAAAUCUAUAUGUAUGUAUGCAAAAAGUUGUCUUUCUGACACUACAGUUGGAAGAAAAAAGAUGUUGCUGUGAAGAUCUCACAGUUGAUGAUAUGGAGAGUUCCUUACUCCACUUUCCUUGAAAUUAAAUGGCUGUAAAUUAUUGUGACUUUAAAAGAACAAACAUUAAAAUGGUGGUUCUCUGC
Molecule: messenger RNA, 2842 nt
Organism: Vombatus ursinus (common wombat)
Lineage: Eukaryota; Metazoa; Chordata; Mammalia; Diprotodontia; Vombatidae
Product: conserved oligomeric Golgi complex subunit 2
Exons: 18
Coding region: 107-2326 (739 amino acids)
Biological process (GO): protein transport; Golgi organization; intra-Golgi vesicle-mediated transport
Cellular component (GO): membrane; COG complex
Source: RefSeq, a predicted model, not a curated record